Messenger RNA from Drosophila arizonae, 4246 nucleotides. RefSeq names its product trafficking protein particle complex subunit 11 gry (gene gry). NCBI's taxonomy places the organism in Eukaryota, Metazoa, Arthropoda, Insecta, Diptera, Drosophilidae. The record is from RefSeq and is a predicted model, not a curated record. Gene Ontology annotation, cellular component: cytoplasm.
GGCGGCGUUUAUUUACAUUUAAUACCGUAAAAUUUGCUGGAUUUUUUGUCCAAAACAGCUUUGUUGUACGCACAAAUUGUUGUAUUACGUGUGCCUAAUGCGGCGAAGACAUUGAAUACGCAAAAUUCACUCCCAGUUAACAACCAACGAUAGGCCUUGAAACAGAGUUUGCCAGCAGUGUGCGGGGAAGCAAAUUAUAUCUAUUACACAUACUAAACUAUGACGAUUGAUGGCACAACUCUGCCUUCAGAGCUGCUCGUAAUACCACAACCGCUAAUAGGUUUCUGUGGAUUGGAUAUCGCGAACCAAAGCGUUCACAAAUCAAUUUGGGAUGCAUUCAGCGGAACCCUUCAACGGAAGCCAGCGGAUCGGGACAGGGAUCGGGCUGCCGUGCAAUAUAAACUACUACCUCCCAACUAUGAGUUUCCGGUUGCUAAGCCAAAGCGCGCUUCAUACGAGUGGUACCAUCCGAAAGGAAUACUUAAGCGUAACUGGAUGUUGAAGCAUUUGCAUGUAUUGCCAUCCGUGGUGGUGCUCUUCCAAGACAUCGAAUGGAACGACAGCCAAUGGACAGAGAAGCAAGUGCAGUGUGCAGCUAUUGUUCAGGGCCUUAAGAAUGCUUUGCAAGAACGUAAUACAAGGCUGUGCUUGGUGUUGCUCCAGAAAUCAGCGCCACUGCCGGCAGGCGAGGAUAUGCUGGCAGCUGAGCGUGCCGCUAGUCUAACUACCGCGUGCGGAAUUACGAGCAAAAUGCUGUUCAUAUUGCCCCACACGGAGCAUCUAAUGGGAUACACGAUGCGCCUAGAGUCCGCGUUCUUGGAUAUGGCUCAGUCCUAUUAUGCACUCAUGUCGAAACGUAUACGUACUCAUCGCGAUCAGCUUUCUGCUGCCCAUACAACACUCAAGAUACGCCAUCAAUUUAAGCUGGGUUUUGUGGCUGAGAUGCGUCAGGACUUUAGCACGGCACAAAAACACUAUUUUCAGGCUUACGGUAACUUAGAUGAAAUACGGAUCACAGAUACUAAUUGCAUGGAGAUCAAAACAAUUGCUGGCUUUCUCAACUAUAAAAUGUGCCGGCUUAUGUUUAAGUUAAAAACACCAAGGGAUUCCAUCAAUCAGUUUAUUAUUCACGUUGAUAAGUAUAAAAACUGUUUGGGUUUCAAGGAUUUAGCCUUUGAGCAUCACGCCUGGCUAAGUACGCAACAUUCAGUCUUCGCGGAGCUCUUCUGUGAGGCAAUCAAGAAUGGUUUGCCUGCGUUGCAGACGCAGCAUCCAGGUAUUUAUUACCAGAAGGCCGCCGAAUAUGUGAUAAAGCGACGUGAAGCCGCUCAACAGGCCAGUGCCACGCUCUUAGGAUCGAGCACAACGAAUGUGACGCCAAAUCAGAGCUUGUACACCGAGUUCUUUGGUACACGUGCAAUUAAGACGGGAGAUCCUGUUGCCGAACAGCAGGCAAAUGUGCAACUCGUGGAGCAGGAGCGCAACUUUAAUCAUUCAUCGGCAAUCAUAUCGCUUCUCAGUCAGGCAAUGGCACAGUUUAAGAUCUACAAGUGCUUGAGAUUCCGUAAGAAACUGGCCAUUGACAUGGCCGAAGAGUAUUUACGCAGUGGCGAUCACGCCAAGGCAUUAACUCUGUACUCUCUUAUGUUGCCCGACUACCGUCAGGAGAAAUGGACGACCAUUUUUAGUGAUGUGCUGCUAAAGACUCUACGCUGUGCGCUGCUCUCCGCCUCAGUGGCUGAUUACAUUUCUUGCAGCAUUGAAGCACUGUCUCUGCGCCAUCAUGGUGAGCAGAAAGAGCGCGUACUGCUGCUAGAGAAUCUUUGGCAAGUGUUUCAAAGUGUGCCGCCUAUACCACAAACUCAAAUGACGCCUGAAGUGCAAGCGCUGUGGAGUAACGCGCUGGCAAGCGUGAAAUCACCGAUUCAAAUUGAUUUAGAUAAAGUCAGUGGUGUGCUGGAGCUCUGCGCUACAUUCCAACAGGUUCAACUAAACAAUAGCGAUGUGCUGCAGCUAAAUCUAAUAGUGCGCGUUCUUACCGACGUGCCGUUGCGCAUUCGCAGCUUUCAAGUUCUGCUUGCCGAUGCCAGUAAUCCUCAAAUAAGCUACAAACUGGAAGCGCUAAAGUAUUUAUGCUUUCCCAGUCUGCUGCAGUUGCGUACCCAUCAGCAGCCUCUCGAAUCGGAGCACAUAGAGCCAAAGACAUUUGAGAAGAAUAUGCGAUUAGAGCCUGGCUAUUAUUACCAGCUCAUUUGCAGCACGGAGGCGCAUCAGUUUAAUGAGAAUACACAACUGCGCAUCGCGCGGCUGGAAGCGCUUAUGGGCACCGAACAAAUUGGCGCAUUGCUCACGUGCAGCGCAAACUAUGCACGCAAACCAUUUCGGCAUCACACGCGCAGUCGCGAUCUGGAUGAUAAUAUGACGAUAAACCCUAUUUGCUAUAUUGCGCCCACCUUCCAUUUGAGUACUCAAACAAACCUUGGCCAUGUAUUGAGCGAUACUCCGACCACGACAACAAUGCUGGUCAAUGAAUACUAUCCAGUGGUGACUACCAUUAGCAAUCCCUAUAAUGUUUAUCUACAAAAUGUGGGCGUGCACAUUAGCGUUCCACAGGAGCUGCGCAAUAGCGUCUUCCUCACCACGGAUGUUUCAUCGAAUCGGCAAAAGCUGCACGCCCAGAUCCAGGUGGAUGUGGGUGAACUGUCUGCCCAUGGCAGCAACACCGCCACUUACUACAUAUUCAGCCUGGUGGAGGCAGAGAUCAAGCUGCAGCAGAGACUCAGCUAUACGCUGGAUGUGGAUCGAAGUGCAAGUGGUGGCGGAGCUGGUCACAGCACCACGCCCACCAGCACGGAUACAACGCCCGAGCAUGUGAACCAGCUGGUCACCAACAGCCUGGCGGUCAUAUCGCCCGUGCAAAUCGAGUAUCUGGACGAGACGAGGCUGCGCAAGUCCCGGGAGGAUACCCUGACCGUGCGCUGUGCCGGCGACUUUAAGUUCAAUGCCCGGUUCUACACACUCAACCGUCGUCCAUUGAGUCAGGUCUAUCGGGGGGAGAACUUUUUGCUGCGCGCCAAUACGGAGGUGGUGGCCGUGGACGAGGUGGAGAUAUUGGACAGCUUCUUUAUAUGUGAUCACAAUUUAGUGCAAUCGAACUACAGCUUUAAGCGGAAGAAGUAUACCAACAAAUACAGGGCUGGGGAUCAGCUGGAGAGCGUCAUCGUGCUGCGCACGAAUGCCACGCUGCAGGAUUGGACGACUGCACGGGAUUUGGAGCGCUCCAAGUCCGAGGAGAGUGUGAGCAAUAAGUUUGUGAGUCGCCAGCAGAAGACACAGCUUGCAGCCGGCCAAGCUGGAGAUGCGCCGCCCCAGGCGCCAAAUGUUGCCCAGAGUAAUUUUAUGAGCAAGAGUCUCCUGGGCAAGAUACCCACAUCGAUGACCAUCAUCAAUAAUAACCCCAAUGCUCUGCAGCUAUCCACAGUGGGCGCCUUGAGCAACUCCCUGCAUUCCGAUGAUGGCAAGCUAACCGUUGCGGGCACGGACGAAGGCACUACGCUGCCUGCCAGUGGGCAGGAGGCGCACAAGAGCAUGCGCGUCGUGUACAACAAGGCACUGGAAGCGGUGCAGGCUACGGGCCAUUGUCGCGGUUUCAUCAAAGGCGUCUAUACCUUGGAUGCAGGAGCAGGAGCACCAACGAUACCUCGCUUUGGCGUCUUCUGCAUACGCUGGCGUCGAGCAGGCGGCAAGGAGGAGAACGAAUCUAAAUUUAUCAUAAGUGGCCUUGAUAUAGCGGAGCCGCCGUUGAACAUAUACUGCACCAUCGAGGAGAAGAUGUUUGUCAAAAUGCCGAUGGCCUUCAAGGUGGUGCUCAAGAACCCAACAAUGCACGUCCUGCAUCUGAUAGCCACGUUGUCUAUUAGCAAAUCUGAUAACUUUAUAUGCUCCGGCCACAAGCAGCUGGAUGUCUCGAUAAUGGCGUAUGAUGAGAAAGAGCUGGUCUACAAUCUGUAUCCGCUGCAGGUGGCCUGGCAGGAGCUGCCCGUCCUCACGCUGGAGUACAACACCAAGGCUGAUCCUCAAAAGCAUGACAGCCAAAAUGCGCUGCUCGACGAGCUGGUGCAGCGAGCUCUACCCAAGCGCGUCUUUGUGCUGCCACCGCUGAAGCAGCUGACCAAGUAAAUGUUAUCCUGUGCAUAUUUAGCUAAUUUAAGUGUUUUAAAGUCCUCUAUUACUAUAUCAUUGUUGU